AUGGGUAGCGUUGUAGCGCGAUACCGAAAUUCUAUACCGAACAUCGAGGAAAUCCAUGCCCAAAUUACACCAAGCAGCGAGCACAAGAAAAUAUCAACGGAGCAGUCCACGGAAUCCAUAGACAGUGAGAAUAAAAUAAAUUUAACCCCCGGCGCGCCAUCUAGUAGGAGAAUAUCCGCCUGUUGCUUACAUGAGCUCAAGCUAAUGGACAUCGGGCCUCUGCCUUACGACCACUCUCUGAUAGAAGAAGAAAGACAGCGUGAAAUCGAAAAAAAAUUGAAAAACGAUAUCUAA
This is a messenger RNA of Auanema sp. JU1783, 294 nucleotides long. Lineage: Eukaryota; Metazoa; Nematoda; Chromadorea; Rhabditida; Rhabditidae. The record is from the annotation of a GenBank genome assembly.